This is a messenger RNA of Amoebophrya sp. A120, 3800 nucleotides long. Lineage: Eukaryota; Dinophyceae; Syndiniales; Amoebophryaceae. The record is from the annotation of a GenBank genome assembly.
AUGCAGGCGCUGUCGAUCAGUGCUGAUACUCAGCCUAUGAAACACAAGGAAAAGAUUGCGCACUUAGGCGAACAAGAUCCGCCGGGAAGUAGAGAAACGUGCGCUUUUUCUGAGCUGCAUCAGGAUGGCCGCGAGCAAGCAGAUCCAACGAGCACUGGGGGGGCCAUCGAGCACGGCCAGCAGAUGUCGAUGCAGCGUUCCAACGGCCAAAGUGGCGGAGAGCAGCUGCAUAGACAUAGUGAUUCUGCUGGUAGUGGUGCUGGGUCGUCUGUGCCCCACCCCCACGCGGGAAUCGAUACUGGAGAUGUGGGUAUGAUGCCUCCUGCUGUGGCGGACUAUGACGACAAUAGCCCGGGAAAUGCGGCAGCGCCGCAGGAUUCCACUGAAGGUGAAUACGAAACCGCGAGCGCAUGGGCACAGCUGGAUGCCAUUUUGGAGCAAUUACUUUGGAAUGAUAUGGUGACACACCGAGAGCGCCUUGCGCCAGGCGAUGUGUGGUCUCCGUUGUUUCGAUUCUUGAACGAGCAGGCCAACCAGGAACUACAGCUGGAGUACCGGGUCGUACUGCAACAAGACGGGACUGGACCAGAGAAAGCAAGUCUCGCAUCCGAUAAUGAAGGCGAGGAUCGGGUUCGGGUCCUGGACGGCCAGGAAACCGAGGUGAUGCAAUCGGAGCCUGAGUUGCAGAGGUGGUUUGCUGCGGCAUCUGGGACUUUCGUUGACGGCUACAUCGCGCAAAACGAACAAAUGGACAACGACUACGCAGAAUACUUGAAAGACUGGCAGUCUCAAUGGCAAGGCGCUUCCCGACAGCAAUUAGUUUUCCUUCACCAGAGCCAUCGCGUGGACGGGGGCGACGCGGAUUUCGAGAUCUCGCGGAUUCCGUUCCGGUACGAAUAUAGUCAGGCCAUGCUGCAAGCAGCCCCAGCCGAGCUGCCCGAGGACGGUCGUGUGGACGAGCAAGAUCGACACCGGGAAGGACCACCAGUGGCGUAUCUGCACUUCCGAGUGCAGCUUGUUCAGUCUCCCCCGCAGCUGUCGGAAGGAGGCAGUAUGGCUGACGAUCACGACAUAUGAAUUGCAAAAGUUGUUGUACCAUACUCGUACACAUACCAGACUUGCACGACGAAUCUGGUUUCUUGUUCGUGAGUGUCAUAUAAUAUUCAGCAUAUAUUUAUACAAAUGAAAAAAUAAUUGACAUUCCAGAGAAAAUGCGAUUUAUACUAGCUUGCUAGGUAGUGCGAUACUUUUGCAAUGCAUACCACGAUGACCCGGACGCAGAUCAUCACGGCCCGUCUGGACCUUCUUCACCAGGGCCAGUUUCGCCGAACGACAGUAGUACUGCCGACGAAAAUAAAACCGCUGCGCUCGUCGCACUGAAAGCCGAUUUCGAGCAGUUCCUGAACACUCGUGAGGGCAGCGAUUUGAAGACCGAGGGGGAGUGCGGAAACGAAACUGAAGACGAGGCCAUCAGUAAUCCGUUGGACGGCACCGGCCGUGCGAUUCGCUGGCACUGGCUUGACGCCGAUUCUGAAAACAAUACGUGCGGCAUGAAUGCGCUGCUUGCGUCCUCCAACACUGACAGGAACUACGAGGGGAAGUUGAAACUCCCGGGCAACCCGCGCAGGCACUUCGCCAGCAAAAUUCGCGAGCUGUGCUUGGGAAAUGAGGCGAACCUUGGUCAGAAACUCCGCGAGGUUCUUGAUCAUCCCGCACAUCUUCACGGGGGUGCGGAUGAUGAAGAUGGUGAAAUGCAGCUAGAAGUCGCGGAAAGGGUGGAAAGGAUGCUCCUCCAGAUCAAUGUCAGCUAUCAGAACAACAUCGAUCAGUUUGACCAGGACCACGGUCACAACAUCCACGUCCCAUUGCUCGAAUACGACUCCGUCCAAGCGGGACAUCUGCAGCCCGAAGAGUUGCAUGCCCUUCAGAAGGGAUUUGAAGACGUCGGAGAGCUGCACAACCGGGUCUCGCGGGACAUGAAGACGGCACGGGAUAGCGUCGCGAAGGCGCUGGCGAACGGGCAACCGUGGGAUAAGCUCGAUAAGGCGGUGGGAAUAAAGGAUUGGACGAGUGAUGAGGUUGUUGACAAAAUCGUCUUGCCAGACGCUGCAAGUUUACUUUGGGACCUGUUUCCACCUCUCACGACCAAGGAGGAAGACGAGGACCAAGUGCAGGAUUGGCUGGAACAAUUCGAGCAGCAGUAUAAUGCCUUCGUCCUCAACAGAAAUCAUAACGAAGCGGGAAAGCCGCCAGAGUUGUUUCAACAGGUGUGGGAGGGCAUGGAAGCUUUGCUGCUCGCUUUCGGAAGGCACUUCCCCGAAGUAGAACAAAACCUGGCAUCAACCGGGCAAGGCUCACUGCUGCGGAAGUUGGCAGCCUUGGUUCUGUGCGAAGCGCGGUUCCGCGUAAUGAUCGGGAAGGGAGACCAGAUGUCGACAUUCCAGAUUCACCGCCAGCGGUUCGCACCAACAUUGGGGGCGGACGCAAGCCAGGAUCUGUUCACCCUGAUGCUGAAGCAGUACCUGAGCUACAUCCAAAUGCCUGACUCGGCCGUUCCUCUGUCCAGGGAAGAGCUGGAACUGCCUCGCUGGAUCGCGCUCCUCAUGGACGGCAACGAUGCCACCGACUUGGCGUCUGUUUUUGCAGCAGACCACCGCCUUCUGCAAGGGAAGCGGACUGUGUGUGUCGAACAGAGCCUGGUGCGCGAGGCCAUGGCGAAGUGGCGCUACGCCAACGGUCGCGGCAUAGCGCUGGCGCAGGACCUGCGUAGGCAGUUUAACAGAGAACAACAGGUAGCUAUCCGUCAACAGUUGAACUCGUGGAAAAGUGAAGUGUACCAGCGCUUCGCUGGAUGGAAAGAGCUCCAGGAUGCACUGCAACGGAACGGCAUGUACCUCGUGGGCUACGUCGACGGAAAUCACUUUCGCCGCUUUGUACUCGCCUAGGCAGAUCGAUAGCAAGUGUCUCUAGCCUUCUUUUUCUGUACUGAUGCUUUAUCGCCAUCUUUUACUCUGUAUCUCUACACACAAAGUGUAACGCAUGCUGAACUAAAGUGUGCUUCUACAACCGCCACUACGAUCAACAUCACGAAGACUCGGUACACUACAAGAACCCAUGGACGGAAUUUCGUCGGGUUCUUUCGAGAACUUUUCAUCAAGUUCGCACAUAGAAAAUGGUGAGGUCGUGUCGUGAUGAACACAUAGGAACACUGCCGAUAUACAUAUAAAAAAUUUGUACGUACAAGAACGAAUCUUCUACUUUCAUAGCAUUACCAUUAGCAAGUCGAGAAUUUUAUUGGGAAUAAAGAGGGCACACACGACGACUGACAUACUUUUAGCUAUGCGUGGUGUUUCGCUGUAGCUCUAUGACCAUUUUCAGUCCUUUGUGCUCAUACUUGUACUUUUCACUUUUCAUUUCUCAUGGACCACACAGUUGGCCGAGGACGUUCUCGCCUCCUGUUCUUGCCCAUCAGUUUAUGUAGUUUCGAGAUUUUUUUGGAUAGAAAUCAUUGCUAACGCACAAGACAUACAUACAGCUCCUUAUUAUUGAACUUUUUUUGCUACACUUAGUGUACUUAGACGAACACAAAUGUACUACCCAUAGAACUCUCGAGAACGAUGAAAAUCUAACGAGCAGAAACAGAAAGUACUAAUAGAAAUAAGCAAAAUCAAAAGAAAUAAUCGAGGAAUAUACAAGUGUGAUUGUUUCUUGUCUAUCCGGCACUCUAAUUGUUGACUUAUCUCGUAGUUUCUGACGCAACGUCCGCUGCGUUGCAGCAAAAAAAAGUGUGUGACUCAGGG